This is a messenger RNA of Monosiga brevicollis MX1, 441 nucleotides long. RefSeq lists its product as uncharacterized. NCBI's taxonomy places the organism in Eukaryota, Choanoflagellata, Craspedida, Salpingoecidae. The record is from RefSeq and is a predicted model, not a curated record. Gene Ontology annotation, molecular function: glutathione transferase activity. Gene Ontology annotation, cellular component: cytoplasm. The transcript is spliced from 5 exons. Bases 1 to 441 code for a protein of 146 amino acids.
AUGCGCUCGCUCAAGGGCCUCGAAGACGUCAUCUCCGUCACCAUGCUUGGCUGGUUUCUGGAGUGGCCCGAUGAUGGCCGGCCCUACCGCGGCUGGCCCUUUACCAAGGAGGACCCCGAUCCUCUUCACCCACAGUUUGAGUAUCUUCACGACGUUUACAAUUUGGCACAGCCCGGCUAUCCGUACAAGAAGCUUUCCGUGCCCGUCCUCUUUGAUAAGAAGACUCAGACCAUUGUGAACAAUGAAAGCAGCGAAAUCAUCCGCAUGUUCAACUCACAGUUCAACGAUUUGGCCAAGCGUCCCGAGCUGGACCUGGAGCCGGCCGAUUUGGAAUCGGCCAUGACCGAAAUUGACAAGCUCGUGUAUCCCAACAUCAACGAUGUAUGUGGCAAACACUGUCUUGUAUCAAAACAAAGUUUUUGGGAUGUGCAGCUGAUUUGA